AUGUCCCAAAGGAAUCUCCCUGAAGAAAUCGUGUUUGAAAUCCUAGCAAGGUUACCAGUCAAAUCCCUACUUAGAUUCAGGUGUGUCUGUAAUUCCUGGUACUCUUACAUCACCAUCCCCAAUUUCAUCUCCACCCACUUGCUGUGCCACAAUCAUGAUGGUGGUUAUGCCGUACACAUGCCCAAGACUACUGUUAUUUCUCCUUCUUUAUGUCGUCCUCACAGUCAAAUCUGUACGGCUGCUUCAGACCGCAUGUUUGAAACUGUAUCAGAGUUUAGAAUUCACUUCACUUUUCAAUUUGGAUAUCCCGAUUUUGUGAGUUCAUGUAAUGGCAUAAUGUGUCUUGCUGAUUAUAGGCCGUUUAAGUUUAAGGAUGUGUACUUGUGGAACCCCAGUAUUAGAAAAUUUAAGAGGUUGCUGGAUACUUGCUUGACCCAGUUAUGUCCUGUGAGACUAGGAUUUGUGUAUGAUUCCCAGAAUAAUGACUACAAGUUUGUCAGGAUUUCAUGGGGUUGUCCCCAAUUGAUGCCUCCCCUUGAGGUUGAAGUGUACUCAUUAAGUUCGGAUUUGUACAAAAGAGUUGAACUUGGAAUCUUGUGGAGACCCAGUGUUGUGGCCACAAAUUUCAUAGUACUUUGA
Messenger RNA from Quercus lobata, 639 nucleotides. RefSeq names its product F-box/kelch-repeat protein At3g23880-like. The transcript has a single exon. Gene Ontology annotation, molecular function: protein binding. The record is from RefSeq and is a predicted model, not a curated record. Bases 1 to 639 code for a protein of 212 amino acids. Lineage: Eukaryota; Viridiplantae; Streptophyta; Magnoliopsida; Fagales; Fagaceae.